This is a messenger RNA of Chrysoperla carnea, 3012 nucleotides long. Its product is annotated as very low-density lipoprotein receptor-like. NCBI's taxonomy places the organism in Eukaryota, Metazoa, Arthropoda, Insecta, Neuroptera, Chrysopidae. The record is from RefSeq and is a predicted model, not a curated record. The transcript has 13 exons. Bases 117 to 2936 code for a protein of 939 amino acids. Gene Ontology annotation, molecular function: calcium ion binding; protein binding.
UUGUGUUUACAAAAUUUUUUUUAAAAUUUCUUUGCAGUGCAGUGUUUUAAAAAAAAAAUAAUUGAAACGUCUCAAAAGAAAAAAAAACUAAUUCUAUGUUUUGUUGUGUUUUCUAAAUGAUAUCGAAUUUAAGUACCAUGAAGUGGACUAAAUUUUUAGGUGGCCUGUUAGUUAUUUGUUUGUAUAGUAUUUCAACAGUAAACGCUUCAGAAUUAUUUCGAGGGACAGUAUGUUCAAUAAUCCAAUUCCGAUGUAACAACGGAAAAUGUAUACCCAACAAAUGGGUUUGUGACAAAGAAAACGAUUGUGACGAUUUUUCUGACGAAAGUCCUGAAAUUUGUUCGAAGGGGAAAACAUGUGCAUCAAACGAAUUCCAAUGUGGAAAUGGACGAUGUAUACCAAGUCGAUGGCAGUGCGACAGUGAAAAAGAUUGUAGUGAUGGGACCGAUGAGGAUCCCAAACAAUGUCAACAUCGUCAAUGUAGCGACCAUGAGUUCAAAUGUGGUACAACUGGACCAUGUGUGCCAGCCGCAUGGGUAUGCGAUGCUCAAGCCGAUUGUAUAGAUGCCUCUGAUGAGUUAAAUUGUGAGGCAAGGGAAUGUGGCGCCGAUGAAUUCACAUGUCGAUCCGUUCCUGGCGAGUGUGUCCCUCUUACCUGGAUGUGUGACGACAAUCCUGAUUGCUCCGAUGCAUCCGAUGAAAAAGCAUGCAACGAGACAUGUCGAUCCGAUGAAUUUACAUGUGGAAAUGGAAAAUGUGUCCAGCAGCGAUGGGUCUGCGAUCAUGAUGAUGAUUGUGGAGACGGGUCAGACGAGAAAAACUGUCCGGUAACCACGUGUGCACCGGAUACGGAAUUCACAUGUACCAGUGGUACCUGUAUCACAUCAAAAUGGCGAUGUGACGGAGAUAAAGAUUGUCCAGAUGGAUCAGAUGAAGUGGGAUGUCCAUCUGGUACACAACACGCGUCACAUUGUAUUUCAACAGAAUUUCCAUGUGACGACGGUACAACAUGUCUACAUUUGUCGUGGGUAUGUGACGGAGACGUUGAUUGUCCUGACGGUGCUGAUGAAUCGCCAGCACGAUGUAAAAAUGCAACGACAUGUAGAUCUGAUCAAUUCCAAUGUUUGACCGGUGAUCGUGCAUGUAUUUCCGGUCAUUUAAUUUGUAAUGGUGUUUCCGAUUGUGCAGAUGGCACGGAUGAGAACGAUUGUCCAACACCUGCAGCUCAAUGUGAUCCAAAAACUCAAUUUGAUUGUGGCGGUGGAAUGUGUAUUCCAUUAUCUGCUGUAUGUGAUAAAAAACAAGACUGUCCCGAAUGGAAGGAUGAACCGACUGAUAAAUGUGAUAUUAACGAAUGUGCUGUAUCAAAUGGUAAUUGUUCACAAAUUUGUCACGAUACUCCAGCAUCUUAUUAUUGUGAAUGUAAACCUGGGUAUAAAUUAGUAGGUGGACAUAAAUGUGAAGAUAUUAAUGAAUGUGUAAUACCUGGAACCUGCUCACAGGAUUGUACAAACGAAAUUGGUAGUUUUAAAUGUGAAUGUCAAGCGGGUUAUAUGCGAGAUCCACGUGAUCAUACUCGAUGCAAAGCUGUAGAAGGUCAUGCAUCUUUACUUUUCGCACGGCGUCAUGAUAUUCGUAAAAUUUCACUAGAUCAUCAUGAGAUGACAAGUAUUGUAAAUAAUACAAAAUGGGCGACAGCUUUAGAUUUCGUAUUCCGAACGGGAAUGAUAUUCUGGAGUGAUGUAAGCGAUCAGAAAAUCUACAAAGCUCCAAUCGAUGAGGGUAGUGAUCGAACUGUUGUGAUUGGAGACGAGCUCACAACAUCCGAUGGUUUGGCUGUCGAUUGGAUUUAUAAUCAUAUUUACUGGACGGAUAGUAUUAAAAAUACCAUCGAAUUGGCAACCUUCCAAGGUCGCAUGCAUAAAGUUUUAAUACGGGAUAAUCUCGAAGAACCACGUGCGAUUGCACUUAAUCCAUUGGAGGGUUGGAUGUUCUGGACUGAUUGGGGUAAAGAACCUAAAAUUGAACGUGCUGGUAUGGAUGGUUCACAUCGGCAAACGAUUGUUUCAUACGAAGUGAAAUGGCCGAAUGGUUUAACACUUGACCUCGUACACAAACGGGUCUACUGGGUCGAUGCGAAAUUAAACGUUAUUUCUUCAUGUAAUUACGAUGGUAGUGGACGAAGAUUAAUUUUAUAUGCACCAGACACACUUAAACAUCCAUUUUCCAUAACAACAUUUGAAGAUUGGCUAUAUUGGACCGAUUGGGAUAAUGCAGCCAUUUACAAAGCAAAUAAGUUUACUGGUCAACAUGUACAACCAGUCACAUCGACCCAAAUGUUACAGAAUCCAAUGGUAAUCCAUGUUUAUCAUCCGUAUCGGCAACCAGAUGGACAAAAUUAUUGUCAAGCUGUGAAUGGACGUUGCUCACAUUUGUGCUUACCUGCACCACAAAUUAAUAUACAUUCACCGCGUAUCAGUUGCGCAUGUCCGGACGGUUUACGCUUACUUUCUGAUGGUUUGAUGUGCGUACAAGAUGCUAAAUUAAUUAUUAAUACAACCUCCGUAAGAACAACGACCUUAAGUGAUUUAGCAAAUACAGUCAGAACAGUAAAUCCUGGUGUACAAAAAUCACAUCCAAACAGUACGGUAUUCGUACCAGAAAAUUCCGAUGCUGGUAUGAUUGCUGUCAUUGUAAUAGCGAUUGUAACAGUUGUUUUAAUUGUUUUGACACUGAUGGCAUUCUUCAUAUAUCGACAUUACUUACAUCGUAACGUAACAUCAAUGAACUUCGAUAAUCCAGUGUAUAGGAAAACCACCGAGGAUCAAUUUUCAUUGGAGAAAAAUGUGUAUCAACCGUCAAGACUGUAUCCAAGCACAGUUGGUGAAGAGGUCAUUGAGCCACUGACAAGUCCGAGUACAAACGAUUUUGUAUGAAUGUGCAAUCGCUAUAAAAUUUGUAAAGUAAUUUAAGUGUAGUCGUUUAUCGAUUUUUUUUUCACCAAAAAAAAAA